Molecule: messenger RNA, 2194 nt
Organism: Diprion similis
Lineage: Eukaryota; Metazoa; Arthropoda; Insecta; Hymenoptera; Diprionidae
Exons: 2
Coding region: 593-1864 (423 amino acids)
Source: RefSeq, a predicted model, not a curated record
GCUUUCGCAGAAACGGUCGGAGCUUGCAGUCGAGCGUGACUCGGCAUGCGGAGCGUUGCUAGUUUGCAAUUUUUUUUAUUUUUCUAUUUCUUCUACCUCUCCUCGGCGAAUGACGCAGUCUCUCCUAGACCGAGGUGAAGUAAGCGCUUGGCCCUUAUCUGUCAGCGAGAUGAGUUGUAAACUUUUACGUAACCGCGAAGUAGUUAAUUGCUACGAGGUGCUGACCAAAUUGUUACUCCGAUAAUUGAUAAAACUUUCAUAUUGUUGAAGCGGUUCGCAGAGCUCACUGUUUCAGAACAAGUGUGAAUUUUUCGAAGUAACAAGAGAGAAGAGAAAAACAUUAAAGAAAGCAGCGCGUUUGCGCAAGAGGAAACGAAAAUGCUGAAGCGGGUGAAUCUGGCAAGUUAUUCACGUUUGGAAUUAGAACGGAGUUAAAAUUUGAGAGAGUAUGAUUUUACUCCGGGUGCAGUAACCGGUUCACAGCUUGUCAUAAUAUUAUUGUAUAAAUCAGCUAUAUAGAUCGAUACCGUUUGUGCAGAAUCAAUAAAUCGGAGAGUUUAAUCAGCCCACAAAUAAAAAAACCGUGACAACCAUGAGCAAGUCGUCGGAAGAAGCCGGUGGUAACGGACCCCCGCAGGAUGGAUCGGGAGAAAACAGUGGUCAGAAGGACGCGAAUGGGAUUUAUGAAAACCGUGCGGGGACGAAAAAGAUAGUUCGCGUGGUCACGGUAAUGGCCUACGUAUUUUCUGUGAGUUUUACUGCGAUUCUUCUAAGUGCCUAUUACGUGUUCAUUUGGGAGCCACCGAACCCGAAAAUGAUACAGCGAAGCCGACUGGUGAGCGAUCCUCAGAUAGAGUAUCUCACCCAUUACUUGCCAAAUUUACGAGCAAAUUCUUCGGAGGAGUCGCUGGUGGCUACAGGGAUCAACGAUGGUCUAGGGAAGACAUUGAAUCUCCUCGAGAGAAUAACUUUGCGGAAAGGACGUGAGAUGCGAUCCGACGAUGGUUCGCAAGGGAGGCAGACUUUCAAGGAUAGAGACGACUUUAUGGAAUUCAAAUAUUCCACCACCCCGCUCGUCGAUCUACGAAACGAGGUAUCGUUAUCCUCCGUUUAUCUCGCGACGGCUGCCUCGUCGGCGGGUGAUUUAUCGUCGCUCGAAAUCGGCGAAACAUCGUCAAGAAAAACAGAGCUAGGCGAGGAUUCACCACCAACCGAAAUCGAUCUACCUGAUAAUCAAGCCACAUCCGUAAACGUCGAUACAACGACGGCUUACGCUAACGAACCUGUUUACUCGAGGCCCACCCCGGCGAACACGGGCGUGUACCUGGUGAAAAAGCCGUACGGCGAGCUUCGGGAGGUGAAGAAAGAAGAGAAGAAAUCCGGGAAUCCUCACCAAUUUGCAAAUGAGACAGCGCAGGAAUCCGGCGGUGAGGGUGAAACCAACACGCCUCAACGGUUGCCCGGAAUCACGUUCACCAAAGAUGGAACCAACCUCUCGCCCCGACCCAACGCUUCGUCGAUACCACCCGCCCCAUCGGCGGUGGAUCUGAGAGGAAUCAUUUAUGCGGGAUUACGUUUGAAAGUUGGAAACUAUUCUCAUUUCGAAGUCCGACCCGGCGCUACGGCGAAGGGUAAUGGAGACGCGAUCGAAGGAGGAGACGAGAGGAGGGUGACGGAGGCGGUGAUAUCGGGGAUCCCAGCAGUGUCCAAGCUGGACGAGAAUUUCGAUGACGACAGGUCGGGAGAGCACGACGAUCGGUCAGGGUUGAAGGAGGAUGGAAACGAGGCGUCGACCACCGUUUCCAAGGAUCGGCCGGUCUAUGACGGGAGAAACGCGAGGGAGCGCAUCCUGAAGCGCAAAUAGUGAUACGGCGACGAAUCGAGACCUCCUGAAUUCAUGCAGUUAUGAACAAUUUUAUUAUUCGUCUUCGUAUGAUAAGCGACGAAAUUAUAUACCCGUUGUAGGUACGCAUGUGGCACUUCGAAUCGAAUAAGAGACAUGCCGGAUUCGUUGUCUUGCGUAAUGUAAUUUUAGAAUUCAAAUCUCGUAGAGUCGUAAGUCUGGAAUUGUCACUGCGAUACUACUUCCUUAUAUCAUACUGAUAUUAUGUAUAAAAUUUUACUAUUAUAAUCCACAGGUAUACUCUUAUUAUGUAUUCAUAGAUAUAUAUAUAUAUAUAUAUAUACAUAUAUA